Lentinula edodes (shiitake mushroom) is the source of this 405-nucleotide messenger RNA. RefSeq lists its product as uncharacterized. The transcript is spliced from 5 exons. NCBI's taxonomy places the organism in Eukaryota, Fungi, Basidiomycota, Agaricomycetes, Agaricales, Omphalotaceae. Bases 92 to 325 code for a protein of 77 amino acids. The record is from RefSeq and is a predicted model, not a curated record.
UACUGACACGGUCCCAAAUGUAAAUAACGCGGAGUUUGAGGAAGAUAGUUGGAGGAGGGGACAUUUCAAAACGUAGAGUCGUUUUACUUCGAUGUUGUCGGUGAAUGUUUUGUCGGUGUCACUAAAGCAUAUAUGCAAUCCCACCACAUCACUGAACACCCUCCUAUAUCACUCUGGCGUUUCUUAUAAAUCUUCAUGUGCUUCGCGUCUUGGAUUUACAGAGUACUCUCAUCGGGGGGUUUUUUUUGCUAGUAUUCUUCAUACAUACCACCAUGUUUGUUGGUCGAACCACUCUUAUCUUGAUUUCUUCAUUGACAGUCUGUAGCUUAGUAUAGCAUAAGACCUUAGUGUAUAUUACUUGAGAACGUGCAAAAAUUAAAUUUAUUCUUCGCUUAUGUUGCUUCA